Molecule: messenger RNA, 6184 nt
Organism: Cebus imitator (Panamanian white-faced capuchin)
Lineage: Eukaryota; Metazoa; Chordata; Mammalia; Primates; Cebidae
Gene: MIA3
Product: MIA SH3 domain ER export factor 3
Exons: 29
Coding region: 173-5938 (1921 amino acids)
Biological process (GO): endoplasmic reticulum to Golgi vesicle-mediated transport; protein secretion; vesicle cargo loading
Cellular component (GO): endoplasmic reticulum exit site; endoplasmic reticulum membrane
Molecular function (GO): protein binding
Source: RefSeq, a predicted model, not a curated record
CCUCCUGGAGAUCCCCCGCAUCCCUCUUAAAGCCCCUGCUGACGUGUCAGUCAGGAACUGCUCAGACCUUCCCGGGCGCCGCCCCUCGGCGGCGCCUGGCUUCCCACCCGCCCCCGGUGCUCCGCCCCCGGCCUCCUCCUCCGCGUCACCGGCUCCCCGAGGUGACCACAACAUGGCUGCGGCGCCUGGGCUGCUCUUCUGGCUGCUCGUGCUCGGGCCGCCGUGGCGAGUGCCGGGCCAGCAGGACCCCAGCACUGGCCGGCGCUUCUCGGAGCACAAACUCUGUGCCGACGACGAAUGCAGCAUGUUAAUGUACCGGGGUGAAGCUCUAGAAGACUUCACAGGCCCAGAUUGUCGUUUUGUGAAUUUUAAAAAAGGUGACCCUGUAUAUGUCUACUAUAAACUGGCAAGAGGAUCGCCUGAAGUUUGGGCGGGAAGUGUUGGGCGCCUUUUUGGAUAUUUUCCAAAAGAUUUAAUCCAGGUAGUUCAUGAAUAUACCAAAGAAGAGCUACAAGUUCCAACAGAUGAGACGGAUUUUGUUUGUUUUGAUGGAGGAAGAGAUGAUUUUGAUAAUUAUAAUGUAGAAGAACUUUUAGGGUUCUUGGAACUGUACGAUUCUGCAACUAGAGAUUCUGAGAAAGCUGUAGAAAAAAUGUCACAAGAUUUGGAAAAAACCCCUGAAUUAUCUAAGGAAAGGGAACCUGAGCCUGAACCAGUGGAAGCCUACUCAGAGGAAAAUGACAGAGUAUUCUCAGAAAAGGCAAAGGAUCUUCAGGAACAGUUUACAGCUCAGAAGCACCACCCCCAUACAAACAGCCAAGCAGAUCAUGCUCAGGGAGAGCAGCCUUCAUUUGAAGCUUUUGAAGAAAUGCUGCAAGAUAAACCAAAAGUGCCAGAAAGUGAAAACAACAAAACCAGCAAUGGCUCUCAGGUCUCAAAUGAACAGGAUAAGAUUGAUGCCUAUAAACUUUUGAAAAAAGAAAUGACUCUAGACUUGAAAACCAAAUUUGGCUCAACAGCUGAUGCACUUGUAUCUGAUGAUGAGGCAACCCAACUUGUUACUUCAUUAGAAGAUGAUUUUGAUGAGGAUUUGGAUGCUGAGUAUUAUGCAGUUGGGAAAGAAGAUGAGGAGAACCAAGAAGACUUUGAUAAGCUGCCAUUACUCACCUUUACAGAUGGGGAAGAUAUCAAAACUCCAGCAAAGUCUGGAGUUGAGAAAUAUUCAACAGAUAAAGAGCAGAAUUCAAAUGAAGAGGAUAAAGUUGAGCUAACUGUGCGCCCUGGCAUCAAAAAUGAUGAUAAAAAUAUACUAACAACCUGGGGGGAUACUAUCUUUUCUCUUGUCACAGGAGGUGAAGAAAAAACAGAUACACUGGGCUUAGAGAGCUCUAAUUCAGAGGAAGAAAAAGAUGAUGAUGCAUUAGUCCCAGAGAGCAAACAGGGGAAACUACAGUCCGCAACAGAUUAUAGUGACCCUGACAAUGUAGAUGACGGUCUUUUGAUUGCAGACAUCCCUAAAACGAAUAAUGACAAAGGCCCAGAAGUAAACACAGAAUGUCACAUUAAAGGAAAAGGGCAGGAAGUUCAGGAAUCCAAGAAGGGCCUGGUACAAGAUGAGACAGAAUUAGAGGAUGAAAAGCAAGAAGGGAUGACUGUGCACAGCCCUACUCACAGCAAUAACCUCAACUCUAUGCCAGCUGAUGAAAAGGGCAAAGAGGCAUUAAAAUCAGCCUUCGACGAUGAAGAAAGUGACCUAAAAGGAGCAGCUAUUCAUAUCUUGAAAGGAAUGCCCCACGAAGAAAAUCUUGGAGAGCAGAUUUUGGAAGGUGGCUCAGAGAGUGAAUCUGCACAGAAAGCUGCAGGGAACGGAAUGAAUGCCAGAAAGAUUCAACAGGAAUCCUUGGGUACUGCACCAGUCACGGGAGAUAACCACCCUAAUGUAUCCAGAGACAGUGUGGAGGGAGACCCUUCAGUAAAUGGAGCCAAACCACACACGCUUCCAGUGGAGAAUCAAUGUGAGGAAUUUAAAGAGGAACUAGUUCUUAAAACUCAAAACCAACCUAGAUUCUCCUCUCCAGAUGAGAUCAGUUUGCCCAGAGAACUGGAAGAAAAGGUUCCCAUCCUGGGAAGAAAUCUUUCUUGGCAACAAGAGAGAGAUGUGGCUGCCACAGUCAAUAAGCAAAUAAGUGAGAAGAUAAGACUCUCUGAGGGCGAAGCCAAAGAGUACUCCUUGGAUGAAGAGGUUUUUCAUCACAAGGCAAUGCAGGGUACCCAGGAAGUAGGACAGACAGACCAAUCUGACAGCACAGGAGAACCAGCUUUCCUUUCAGAAGCAGAAGAGGAUGAUUAUCCCCCUGAAGAACUACUGGAGGAUGAAAAUGCUGUAAGUGCAAAACGGUCUAAAGAAGAAAACCCUGGAAUUCAGGGCAGGCAGUUUGAUGUUAAUCUGCAAGUCCCUGAAAGAGCAGUUUUAGGGACCACUAAUCCUGACCCAGAAAUUGAAGAAAGCAAGCAAGAAACUGGUAAGAUUUUGGAUAGUGAAAAAAAACAUGAGACUGCAGCCAAAGGAGUCAACACAGGAGGCAGGGAACCAUAUACAAUGGUGGUAAAAGAACGCCCUCCAGCAGAUGAGAAAGCACACCGACCAUCUGAAGGAAGUGACUUUUCUGAUAGCAUGAAAACUCAGACUCCAGAGUUAGGUGAAGUGUUUCAGAAUAAAGAUUCUGAUUAUCUGAAGAUCAACAAACCUGAGGAACAUCUGAAGGCCUCAGGGCUUGCAGAGAAGCCUGAGGGAGAACUCUCAAAGGAGGACCAUGAGAACACAGAGAAACACAUGGGCACAGGAAGCCAGGGGUCUGCUGCUGCAGACCUUGAAGAUGACUUGUUCCAUUGGACUCCCCAUACAACUGUAGAGCCAGAGAAUAGUGACAAGAGGGAGGACUUGCCUAUCAGAAGCAGCUUCUUUAAAGAACAGCAGUCUUUGCAGCGGUUCCAGAAGUACUUUAAUGUUCAUGAGCUAGAAUCCUUGCUACAAGAAAUGUCAUCAAAACUGAAGUCAGCACAGCAGGAGAGCCUACCCUAUAAUGUGGAAAAGGUCCUAGAUAAGGUCUUCCGUGCUUCUGAGUCACAAAUUCUGAGCAUAGCAGAAAAAAUGCUUGAUACUCGUGUGGCUGAAAAUAGAGAUCUGGGAGUAAAGGAAAAUAACAUAUUUGAAGAGGCCGCAGUGCUUGAUGACAUUCAAGACCUCAUCUAUUUUGUUAGGUACAAGCACUCCACAGCAGAGGAGACAGCCAUACUGGUGAUGGCACCACCUAUAGAUGAAGGCUUGGGUGGAGCAAUGGAAGAGAUGCAACUGCCGCAUGAAGAUAAUGUGUCACAAGAGAACACAACAGAACUGAAUGUGCAGGUUCCUGAAGAGCCCACCCACUUGGACCAACCUGUGAUGAGGGACACUCAUGCCUCAGAAGUGUCACCAAAGCCAAAUACUGAGAAAGACUUGGACCCAGGGCCAAUUACAACAGAAGACUCUCCUAUGGAUGGUGUUGAAGCAAUCAAGCAACUAGAGAUGGUUGCCGAAGAGCCUGCAAGCGUCACACCUUUGGAAAAGGCAAUCCUUCUAAUCUGUUCAUUCGCGUUUUAUUUAACUAAGUUGAUAGUUUCUACAUUGCCUGAUGACGUUCAGCCUGGGCCUGAUUUUUAUGGACUGCCAUGGAAACCUGUACUUAUUACUGCCUUCUUGGGAAUUGCUUCAGUUGCUGUUUUCUUCUGGAGAACUAUCCUUGCUGUAAAGAGUAGAGUAUAUCAAGUCACCGAACAGCAGAUUUCUGAGAAGUUGAAGAUUAUUAUGAAAGAAAAUACAGAACUUGUACAGAAAUUGUCAAAUUAUGAACAGAAGAUCAAGGAAUCAAAGAAACAUGUUCAAGAAACCAGGAAACAAAAUAUGAUCCUCUCUGAUGAAGCAAUUAAAUUUAAGGAUAAAAUCAAGACACUUGAAAAAAAUAAUGAAAUUCUGGGUGACACAGCUAAAAAUCUUCGUGUUAUGUUAGAAUCUGAGAGAGAACAGAAUGUCAAGAAUCAGGAUUUGAUAUCAGAAAACAAGAAAUCUAUAGAGAAGUUAAAAGAUGUUAUUUCCAUGAAUGCUUCAGAAUUUUCAGAGGUUCAAAUAGCACUUAAUGAAGCUAAGCUUAGUGAAGAGAAAGUGAAGUCUGAAUGCCAUCGGGUUCAAGAAGAAAAUGCUAGGCUUAAGAAGAAAAAAGAGCAGUUGCAGCAGGAAAUUGAAGACUGGAGUAAAUUACAUGCCGAGCUCAGUGAGCAAAUCAAAUCAUUUGAGAAGUCUCAGAAAGAUUUGGAAGUAGCUCUUACUCACAAGGAUGAUAAUAUUAAUGCUUUGACAAAUUGCAUUACACAGUUGAAUCGAUUAGAGUGUGAAUCUGAAUCUGAGGGUCAAAAAAAAGGAGGAAAUGACUCAGAUGAAUUAGCAAAUGGAGAAGUGGCAGGUGACCAGAAUGAGAAGAUGAAAAAUCAAAUUAAGCAGAUGAUGGAUGUCUCUCGGACACAGACUGCAAUAUCGGUAGUUGAAGAGGAUCUAAAACGUUUACAACUUAAGCUAAGAGCCUCCAUGUCCACUAAAUGUAACCUGGAAGACCAGAUAAAGAAAUUGGAAGAUGACCGCAACUCGCUACAAUCUGCCAAAGAUGGACUGGAAGAUGAGUGCAGAACCCUGAGGCAGAAAGUGGAGAUUCUGAAUGAACUGUAUCAGCAGAAGGAGAUGGCUUUGCAAAAGAAAUUAAGUCAAGAAGAGUAUGAGCGGCAAGAAAGAGAGCAGAGGCUAUCAGCUCUCAUAAAGCCAACUGUAAUUCUUAGGCGGAGAAUUGAAGAAAUGGAAGAUGAAUUACAGAAAACAGAGCGGUUAUUUAAAAACCAGAUCGCUACCCAUGAGAAGAAAGCUCAUGAAAACUGGCUGAAAGCUCGUGCUGCAGAAAGAGCUAUAGCUGAAGAGAAAAGGGAAGCUACCAACCUGAGACACAAAUUAUUAGAAUUAACACAAAAGAUGGCAAUGCUGCAAGAAGAACCUGUGAUUGUAAAACCAAUGCCGGGAAGACCAAAUACACAAAACCCUCCCCGGAGAGGUCCUCUGAGCCAGAAUGGCUCUUUUGGCCCAUCCCCUGUGAGUGGUGGAGAAUGCUCCCCUCCACUGACAGUGGAGCCACCUGUGAGACCGCUCUCUGCUACUCUCAGUCGAAGAGAAAUGCCUAGAAGUGAAUUUGGAUCUGUGGACGGGCCUCCGCCUCAUCCUCGAUGGUCAGCUGAGGCAUCUGGGAAAGCCUCUCCUUCUGAUCCAGGAUCUGGUACAGCUGCCAUGAUGAACAACAGUUCAAGGGGCUCUUCCCCUACCAGGAUGAUGGGUGAAGGCAAGCAAACUGUUAUCCAAGAGCCUGAAGUCCCCUCAGUUCCCAGCAUUACAUCUUCGGCCGAGCAUCCAGUAGCAGUUAAUAUGACUCCAAAAGGGGCCCCUCCUUUCCCAGGAGUCCCUCUUAUGAGCACCCCCAUGGGAGGCCCUGUACCACCACCCAUUCGAUACGGGCCACCACCUCAGCUCUGUGGACCUUUCGGGCCUCGGCCAAUUCCUCCACCCUUUGGCCCUGGUAUGCGUCCACCACUAGGCUUAAGAGAAUUUGCACCAGGAAAACGGGACCUGCCACUCCACCCUCGGGAAUUUUUACCAGGACACGCACCAUUUAGACCUUUAGGUCCUCUUGGCCCAAGAGAGUACUUUAUUCCCGGUACCCGAUUACCACCCCCAACCCAUGUUCCCCAGGAUUACCCACCACCACCUGCCUCCAGAGACUUACUGCCGCCAGGCUCUAGAGAUGAGCCUCCUCCUGCCUCUCAGAGCACUAGUCAGGACUGUUCACCGGUUUUAAAGCAGAGCCCAUAACUAUGACCUCUGAUGUUUCAUUGGAGAAAAAAUGGACUGCAUUAUUCAUUACAAUAAAGGAUUUCAUUGGCUUCAAAAUCCAAGUUUAUUUUAAAAGAUCUGUUGUUAGAACUAAGCUGCCUUGGCAGUAUGCAUUUUCGAGCCAAACAAUUCAGAAAUGUCAUUUCUUCCCUAAAUAAAAAUCACCUUUUAAGCUAUAGCAUCCUUACUACUUUGAAAUGUGCAAUAAAGAAUACUUGUGUUUUA